AUGAGGGUUGUAUCAGAAAUAAGGGAAGCACAAAAAAGUUCUGAAAAAGGUUACAAUGACGCGUUUGACUCCCUGGAAUCACAGUUAGUGGAAAAUACAAAAGCUCUUAAAGCCCAGAAUGACAAUAAUGAGAGAUUAAAUAAACUAAUAGAAACUCUGGUGACAGAAAAUAAUCGGCUAAAAAAGAAGGUGAACGAGUUGGAAAUGCGAGUGGAGGACAUGGAGCAAUACUCCAGAAGGAUUGUCAAGGAAGUCGGCAAGGCUCUGGACGUGCAGAUCUCGGAUGCUAUGGUGGACGCUUGCCACAGGCUUGGGAGGCAAACCGGAGACAACCCACCGGGAAUCAUUGUAAAAUUUGUGCGGAGGUUUGACAAGGAGGAACUCCUGAAGAAGAGGCGCGUGAAGAGGACGUUGUCAACCAGACACAUCGGAAGGAGCGACGAUCGGCCGAUUUACGUGAACGAGUCCCUGUCCCCUGCCCGACGGAGGUUGUACGCCAUGGCGAGAAGGGUCCAGAAGGAGAAGGACUUCAAGUUCCUGUGGGUAAGGAACGGGAAAAUCUUUCUCAGGAAGGAAGAGAACUCGCCUGUCAAAGUCAUCACCUGCCAAGACGACCUUCAAUGA
Molecule: messenger RNA, 624 nt
Organism: Homalodisca vitripennis (glassy-winged sharpshooter)
Lineage: Eukaryota; Metazoa; Arthropoda; Insecta; Hemiptera; Cicadellidae
Exons: 2
Coding region: 1-624 (207 amino acids)
Source: RefSeq, a predicted model, not a curated record